Molecule: messenger RNA, 1771 nt
Organism: Olea europaea var. sylvestris
Lineage: Eukaryota; Viridiplantae; Streptophyta; Magnoliopsida; Lamiales; Oleaceae
Product: bifunctional endo-1,4-beta-xylanase XylA-like
Exons: 2
Coding region: 147-1292 (381 amino acids)
Source: RefSeq, a predicted model, not a curated record
CAUUACAGUAGAUAUCUUUCCUGCGGCAAAUUGCCCCAAACGUUCGACCCCUCUCCUCGUACCUAUAUAUAUGUUUCGCUCCUUCAAACGUCUACACCUACCGUAGAGUGAUUCCUUCCCUUUUCUUCCUGCAUCUCUUCUUGAAAAUGGGCAAUUGGAAUCGGAGAUAUGUGCCCAAAAAGAAACACCGAUAUGAUUAUGAAGAUCCGCCGCCUUCUCCUCCGAGGACCCACCAAACUCGAUCACGGCAUUCCGGAUUCAAGCAUGCUGGCGUGCCAUCAUGGGAAAUAGACUACUGCAAUUCAGUACGAGUUCCAUGGCGCAAGAUUUUGGCUUCCAAAAAAUAUAUAUGCUGUUAUCCAAGUGUGGAUGAGUGGGAUGCUUCUGCUGGGGAAGAGGCAUUAAACGAUGCAAAAAAGCGAUAUUGGUCACAUAUCAAUGGUCUUCUCUGUGAUAAUCCUUUGCCUAAUCCAGAUUUGUACAUUGAUGAAAUUGAUUGGAACUCAUAUAUCGAUCCUGAGCUGAUAUCUGAUUUAGAUCGGCAAUUCUUUAAUCCUGAUAAUGUUGACAAAUUUGACAAGUUGGACACUAUAAAAGAAGAGGGUGAUACGGUCCUCGAGUGUGCCAAAGCAAAGGAUGAUAAAGACCAAACUCACGAUGACAACCCAUGGGAAAGAAAUCUAGUAGAAGAUACAGGAAAUUUAAUUGAUAUAAAGCAAGGAUGGAAUCAGUGGGAUGAUUCUAUAAAUUUGAAGAACGUAAACCCAUGGGAGGAGAGCCACAGUCAACUUGAGGUUUCUUUAAAGGGCAAUGCAUGGACAGGUGAGAAUGAGUCGUGGGGUUGGAACCCGGGGCCUAAUGAAACCUGGCCGCCUGCAAAUGUUGAUUGUACAAGUGGCAAUCAUUGGAAUUCUGGUACACAAAUUGUGGAUGCAAGACAAGGUGGGUGGGGACAGAAAGAAAAUAGUUCUUCGUGUUGGAGGAGUGGGAAUACCGGUGGUCAAGAAUUAAGGAGCCCAGUUAAUUGCGAAAAUCCGAGGGAAGGCAGAAUCUUUAAAGGUGGUGGAUAUUCCAGAGAGACGUCUUGGUGUGAAAAUGGGAAUGAAUCCUGGGCUUGGAAGCAGUCGGAAUAUCAAAGUAACAAUACAGAUUAUUGGGAUUCCAGAAGAUUGAGGAGAGGUGGAAGAGCCUUCAAUGGUGGUUAUCGGAAGAGGGAAAGUUCUCCACAGCAUACAAGGUAUAAAAGUUCUAGGUAUGAAGGUGAUUUCUGCAGAAAUAGUCGUCAAUGGUAAAAGAAAAAUAUUUAGAAGAAUGAGGCUAUAGUUGAUUAUAAAUUCCUCGAAAUCUUUUGGCUCAAUGAGAGCUUUAGUGCUUGAAGCUUCUCCCUACUGCAGACUCUUGGAUUCCUGUUUUGACCAUUAUUACUCUGUGGAUUUACCUUUUUCCCCCACCUUGGGUUGUUUCUGAGGUCUUUUGGGUUUUUAAGAAGAAGCAUUGAAGAUUUGAGAGCUUUUUUACUCAACCUGAUUACCUGAACGAUAUUAACUAAGUUGUCUGCAGUCAAGAAUUGGAGUCUGAUUUUGUCUACAUUUUUGUUCACAGUUCGUUCUUUGUGCAGAAAAAGUAUGGUUGGUUUUCUCAUUUUUGUUGUUUAAAAUUUUCUGUUUAUCUCAGUUCAGGUUUUUAAUGUUAUCGUGUGCUGUCUAUAUAAUGAGUUCAAACAUGACAACGAUGGUAUUAUAAAAUCUGAAUGCUAGUUUCUUUUUUAGUA